Gallus gallus (chicken) is the source of this 1528-nucleotide messenger RNA. It is a transcript of the gene TMEM268, whose product is annotated as transmembrane protein 268. NCBI's taxonomy places the organism in Eukaryota, Metazoa, Chordata, Aves, Galliformes, Phasianidae. The transcript has 9 exons. Bases 341 to 1204 code for a protein of 287 amino acids. The record is from RefSeq and is a predicted model, not a curated record.
GGGAGUGCAGAGGUGCCGGAGCUCGCCUGCGCUGUGCGUCCCAGCAGUGGGACCUCCCCAACCUGCAGGGCACAGCGAUGGGCGGUGUGGGGCAGUGAGGAGGAGGAGGGAGAAGAGUCUGCACCCCGGGAGCACAGCUGGAUGAGGGCCAGGAAAUGCUGCCAUGCCAAUGGAGAGCAGAAUCUCAAGGAAGUCGCCAGUGGGAGUCUGAAUGAGGAUUUCCCAACCUGGUCCCCGGCGAGGAGAGCGAGCUGCCUGCUGCUGUGCGAUAAGGGAGGUCCAGGAGGAUCUGAAUCGCUGACGCUACGGCACAAAGUUCUUAAGGAGCGGUGCCUUCAGCAUGGCCUGUAAAAGCCCGGCUGGUGGGAUUGAGAAAAACAGCUCUCUUUCCUCCGUCCUCUAUUGUAAGAGUGAUUUAAAGGAAGGAUCCCUGCAGUGGGCGAAAGAACCCCGCAAUGGCCAGGUGCUCAUGGUGCUCAGCAUGGACAACACCUGCUCAGCCGCCUCCUUCGACAUGGAGCUCUGUGCAGAGAAACUGCAGUCCCUGGGGGUUCAGCAGGCGGCAGCGGGUGAGUGGAGGAGGCUGAUCGAGGAGGCAGUCCUGAAGCCUGAAGUGAGGCGGUACCUCUUCUACAACUCCAGGGCUUUCCAGAUAGCCAUUGCUGUGGUUUUCUACAUGUCCCUCUGGACAAACAUUUACACCACGGUCCAGCUCUGCUCCUUCGGGCGCUACUGGGAGGCCAGCGUGCUGGUGACCCUGGCUGCGGUGGCUGUCACUGUGGUUGUGAUCCUGGUCAUUGACCACCGCCAGAGGAAGAUAAAUAUGAAUACAGAUGUGCGACUGGCAGCUGUCAAUGAAUUCUUUAUCAAACACAGCUUAAUUCUGGGGAUUACUGACGUCCUGGAUGGGCCACACAGCAUCCUACAACUGUGCUUUGUGCACUUCAGCCCCGAGCGCUGCCUUCAGUCCCUGUCAGCCCACAUCGCGGAGCUGCGGCAGGCACAAGAGCUGGGCUGGCGGCACAGGCUGGACCAGCUCUGUGUGAUGAUGGAGGUGGCUGUUCCUACAGCAGAGGACACUUCGUGUGAGGAAUCACCUCUCCUAUCCGGUGGGGAGAGCUUCAAGAAAGAACCCAUAAUGUGCAAUGAGCUGCUCCACCUCAUCCCUGAGGGCCCCCCAGAGUUUUCUGCUUGCUGUUACUAAAUGAAUUCAGUGCAGAUGACAUCCCUGUUGGUAGAAGCUCUCCAGCCAUCUGAUGGCAAAAAAAAAAAAGCCACCCGAGAGGAGGUGAUGGCAGAACAGGAGGGUUCCUGAGCAGCCUGGCUCCCUGCCACCCCAUCCCUGCAGCCCCCCAGCCCUGGGCUGGCCAUGCUGCCUGCCCCCAGCCUGACAUGUCACUGUCCUGGGGGGCAGCGUGCAAGCACUGCUGACCAGAAGGGGAUGUGGAACAGUUAUGUAUCCGUCCUUGGCUUCUGUCCUGAUUCUGUUGGGCAAGAGCAGUGUUUGAAUGAGGCAGACACUGACCCU